AUGAGGAUGAACGAAGUUUGUCAUUACGGAAGUCUAUCAACUGCGUUAAGACGUAUUCAUACAUCCAAUCGAGACAACAAAAUAAUUAAUAGGUCAACACCGAAGCAUCAAAACUUAGACAACAAAUACAACCAAAUCAAUUCAAAACAGUUUAUGAUGAAAGACGAAGUAGUGAAGAAGUACUAUGCUGAUAACGCAAUUCGGGUACUACUCGCACCACAAGACGUUUCUUUACACGAAACACUGAAACCCAUCGCAAAAAAUGUGGACGAAAAGAAGGAGAAAAAGUCGAAGAAGAAGAAAAGGAUGUCCGACGACGAGGAGCUUUUGGAGAAAAAAAAGCCGAUGAGGAAGGUGCGUGGGAAUCACGCAAAGCUCAUGUGCGAUGACAGAGACGCCAUAGUAUUUGACUUUGGAAUGAAGCGAAUUGACGCAAUUACGCUGGGGAGAGGAACGAGUAACCCCGAUCCAAGUUUUGUUAAUCUGAGUCAGUACACGUCAUCGCGUUCGAUAUCACACAAACACGCGACGAUUCGAUACGACAAGCAACUCUCCUUCUAUGUGUUUGUGAAUGAAGGGACAAAUGGAAGUAUUGUGAAUGGAGCGAAUUUAUUAGAGAAGGGAGCAUCUGCUAUACUCACGGAUAACUCAGUCAUGGAGUUGGGAGGAUUCAAACUGAGUUUCCAUUAUAAUAACAAUUGA
Molecule: messenger RNA, 702 nt
Organism: Entamoeba invadens IP1
Lineage: Eukaryota; Evosea; Mastigamoebida; Endamoebidae
Exons: 3
Coding region: 1-702 (233 amino acids)
Molecular function (GO): protein binding
Source: RefSeq, a predicted model, not a curated record